Dicentrarchus labrax (European seabass) is the source of this 1812-nucleotide messenger RNA. RefSeq names its product tubulin polyglutamylase complex subunit 2 (gene tpgs2). NCBI's taxonomy places the organism in Eukaryota, Metazoa, Chordata, Actinopteri, Moronidae. The transcript has 7 exons. The record is from RefSeq and is a predicted model, not a curated record. Gene Ontology annotation, biological process: protein polyglutamylation. Bases 99 to 983 code for a protein of 294 amino acids.
UGUGCUUCCAGCUGGGAAGGAGAGAGAUGAUACAGAGCAGAUAGCUGCAGAGGAUGCUUCCAGGGUUUUGUACAAAUUUGUGAUUUGCGAUCUUCCAAAUGGAAGACUUAAAAGAAAGCCUAGCAUUUAAAGGUGUUGCUGAGAGACUGACGCUGGGCAUUACUCGUAUACUCGAGAACAUGCCUGGGGUGGUCGAUGUGCGUUUUGUAGAGAGGGAGCCUGCAGAGAAGAGGAGUCUGCUGUCAUGGGAACAGAAAAACACUUGUAUUUUGCCAGAGGACCUGCGAGAUUUCUAUCUGACAACUGAUGGAUUUACACUAACCUGGAGCGUUAAACUAGACAAUGAGUGUGUUCCCUUAGGAUACAUGAUGAUUAACAGUGUGGCUAGGCUGUGUCCACUGCUCCAACCAGUAUCAUUAUUCUCUCUACCCAAUGCACCCUCACUGGUUGACCUGGACUGGGAGGAGAACAACACAGAAAGUGGGACGGGGCAUGCUCCCACUGCACCCCAUUUUGAUUCCCGGAGCCGUAUCUUUGAGCUGGAUUCCUGUGGUGGGAACGGCAAAGUGUGCCUAGUCUACAAAAACUGCACUGCAGGUGUUGUAGCCCAGAAGAGUGAAAUUUGGUUCCUCGACCGCUCACUGUGCUGGCAUUUUCUGACAGCAACUUUCACCUCCUACUACCGACUGAUGAUAACGCACCUGGGUCUGCCUGAGUGGCAGUAUGCCUUCACCCCAUAUGGCCCCAGUCCCCAGGCCAAGCAGUGGGCAUCACUGUACCAACCACUGACUUUCAGCAGUGAGCUCAGCUUGGCCGAUCCAGCUGGAGAUUCCCAUCUCAACAAGCUGGAUCCUAUAAAGGCCUUCAAAGGCAAGGCCAAGGUACCUGCCCCCAAGAAGAAGCAGUCGGCACAGAGCAGCUUGGGGAGCACUGCCAAGACCCAGGUUGUCGGCACAGGAAGACAAAUUGGGGCAAAGCGGUGAAAAACGUUCCAGUCAAAGGAAAACAUUUCAACCAACUCCACUAUCUGCACAACCAGCAUGGCUAAGAGGAGCAGUCUGUUAUUUCGUUAUUGGUUGGACCGUGAGUGCAUGUUAUCUAAAACGUUUGGAAUGCCACAUAUCUAAAUAGAUCCAUAUCCAGGGUUAACCAGGCAAGUGGUACCAGCUGGUGAAGACAAAGUGGCAUGUAAAAAGGUUUUUGUUGUUUAUAUGUUUAUUGUUUUUCUUACUGGGGUCCAGGUUUCAUGAGCAUUAAUUCCCCCAUAACCUGGCUCAGGUGGUUUUAAAAGAAAACAUUUGAUUUGAUCGUGACAAUCCUGAUCAUCGUAUUUUUGUUUAUCUUACACUGCUAAGCGUUAGUGACGGAGAAAUUAGAAGCACUAUUGCUUUCCAGCCAAUUGCAUCACCCAUAUAGUUAUUAUUGUAAGCCUCAUGUAACACAGUGUUCACUAGUGGUAAAAAUAAUCCAAACCAGUAAAUUCAUAAAAUAUGAUUAUGUGCUGCUGACAUACCACAAAUAAUACAGACAUGUAGUAACAAACUGUACCACUGCUGUAUCCAACUAAUACUCAAUAAGGACACAGUCAUCAUCAGUUUUUAUCUGUAAUUGUUGUCACUAGGCUUGGUUUGCUGCUGUACAUAUUUCAAUUUUGAAUCAUACAACAAUUUUUAUAUACAUAUAUAUGCAUUUUACAAGUACACGAAAAAGUAAAUAACUAUGUUUAUGUGACUGUAAAAUUGAGGAAACAGGAAGAAUGAACAUAAUACUGUGUAGGUUUCAGUUGGUCAAUAAAGUGCUUGUAUGACUGAA